Molecule: messenger RNA, 1176 nt
Organism: Sesamum indicum (sesame)
Lineage: Eukaryota; Viridiplantae; Streptophyta; Magnoliopsida; Lamiales; Pedaliaceae
Product: Phosphoglycerate mutase family protein
Cellular component (GO): cytoplasm; cytosol
Molecular function (GO): phosphatase activity
Source: RefSeq, a predicted model, not a curated record
GACUUUGACAAUCCUACGGGCCGCAGUCAAUGACACGAUGACUCCGUCUCCGUCUCUUCCAAAACUGCUGUCGCCUAAACCCGCAGCUCUCUGAAAGCCCGAACAGCUCUAAGCCACUCUGCCUCAGCUUGUGCCUGCGCAUUUCCAUGGCCGCUUCAAGGGAUUCUGUACCAUCUCAAUAUGGGAACGGUGGACUGAUCGAGACUAUCGGCCCUAAAUAUGCAGAGAUUGUUGUAAUUCGCCACGGCGAGACGGAAUGGAAUGCUGAUCGCAGAAUCCAGGGGCAGCUGGAUGUGAACUUAAGUGAUAUUGGGAGGCAGCAAGCGUUUGCGGUGGCUGACCGUCUUUCAAGGGAGCCUAAGAUCUCCGCAGUCUAUUCAUCUGAUUUAAAACGAGCAUUCGACACUGCCGAGAUAAUAGCAAAGAGCUGUAGGGUGCUUGAGGUUAUUAAAGAUCUUGACUUGCGGGAAAGACAUUGUGGAGCCCUUCAAGGUGUUCUUUUCCCUGAAGCAGCCAAAAUUAAUCCAGAGGCUUACAAAGCAUUACAAUCCGACCAAGAUGAUCUGGAAAUUCCUGGUGGUGGAGAGAGCUUUAAUCAACUAUACAAUCGUUCUACAUCGGCUUUGCAAAGGAUCGCAAAGAAACACAGAGGAGAUAGAGUGGUUGUAGUAUCACACGGUGCUGCCAUAGAAGCACUUCACAAAAGGGCUUCUCCAUCUGAAAACUGCCACGGUAAGGUAAGGAAUGCAUCCAUCAAUGUAUUUCACUUGUCCGAUGAGGACGAAUGGAGCAUCAAAUCGUGGGGCGACGUGAGUCACCUCAAACAGACAGAAUUUCUCGAGUCGGUUUUUGGUGGGGAUAGAAAGUCUGGAUAGUGUUGGAAAUAUUAAAUACUCAAUAACCCUCAUCUUUAACAAUUUAAAUUUUUAGAUUAAAUGGCUGACAUUUUUAGGCCGUCCUGCGACUUUACGUAAUUACCUAUGUUUCCUUGUAGUCGUUUCAAACUGAUCCUCCAAUAGUUUGCUUCACACUACUUUCUGCUUAAGGAAAAGUUCCCCAGAUCCACCGUUGGUUGCGUCUGUUGAGUGUUAGUGAUCUCACUUAGCAGCAUGUGAUAGUGAUGGCUUGAUUUGAAAAAGAUUGCCCGAAUCAAUUGUUGUCAUUCAAAGCAUGAGA